AUGUAUCGUUUAUUAUAUGUUGACAGUUUAAUAUUUAAAGAACGGAAUGCAUUCUUAUAUUAUGCUGGUUACGUUUUAAUAGAUCGAUCUUUCAAUAAUUUGGUGUUAGUUUCGGGACACCCAAAUUAUCAACCUAUACAACAAUUUCAAGAUCCUGGUGAAAAUGUGAAAAUUUUUCAAUAUAGUACAAACAAUAAAUAUCUUGGUUGGGCUACCUCAGAGAGUGUAAAGAUUAUUGAUGCAGAAACUACCGAGAUCGUUAUUGAACUUCCAAAGAAAAAUGUAGUUGAAAUUGGAUUUUCUCCAAAAGGAAAUUAUAUUUCAACUUGGGAAAGGCCAGUUAAACCUCAAGAUAAUUCUGUUCAUAAAAAUUUAAUUAUAUGGGAAGUUGUCACAGGGAAAGAAUUAAUUUCCUUUACACAAAAAACCCAGACUAAUUGGAAUGUUCAAUGGACUGAAGAUGAAUCAUUCUUUAGUCGAUUGGUAACAGGGGAAGUACAUUUUUAUGAUACAAACCGCAUCGAUAAAGGAAUCCAUAAUAAGUUAAGAUUAGAGGGAGUUGGUGAUUUUUCCUUGUCUCCCGGAAAAAGUCCUUCUAUAUCUAUAUUUAUUCCUGAAAAGAAUUCAGCACCAGCAAUUGUUCGUAUUUAUUCCAUUACCAAUUUUAAUUCACCUUUGUCUCAGAAAACUUUUUAUAAAGCAGAUAAAAUUCAGAUGAAGUGGAAUGAUUUAGGUACCAACUUAUUAGUUCUUACCUCGACAGAUGUUGAUAAAACGAACAAAUCAUAUUAUGGGGAUAAAGAAGGUCCAAUCCAUGAUGUAGCUUGGAGCCCAACCUCCAAAGAAUUUAUAGUCAUAUAUGGAUACAUGCCCGCAAAAGCAACAUUAUUUAACCAUCGUGCGGAUCCCAUACACAAUCUUGCUGGAUUUGGAAAUUUAGCUGGCACUAUGGAUGUAUGGGAUCGUAAAACGUUAGGAAAAAUAACUACGAUCGAAGCACCUAAUUCAUCGGAAACUUGUUGGUCACCUGAUGGUCGUUAUAUUAUUACUGCGACUCUUAGUCCGAGAUUAAGGGUUGAUAAUGGGUUUAAGAUCUGGCAUUAUACUGGCGCAUUAGUACAUACCACAAAUGUUCAGGAACUUUUACAGGUUCAAUGGAGACCUGCUAAUGUAGAAUUAUAUCCCAUGCGAUCAACUUUAUCGCCUCCGCCCAAAGCUUUGGAAAACUCGGCAAUAUCGAAAGACAAACCAACGCCUAAAAAAAUAGGUGCUUAUAGACCACCUCAUGCACGCGGUACAGCAACUCCUGAAAUUUUUAAGCGAGAAGAUGAAUCAAAUAAAAAUUCACUUCAAGAUCAUGGAAAGAAGUCUAUGCUGUCAUCGACUGAAAACACAUCCAAAGCGGCUGCCAAAAACAAAAAGAAACGGGAAGCAGCUAAGAAAAAAAAGGAAGAAUCUGUUAUUAUUGAAAAUACUGAAUCAUCUGUUAUAAUAAACAAUAAUGUAAAACAAACUGAUACCAUUGUUUCUAAUGAUACGUCGUUGGAGAUAAGUGAAAAUACGACGACGCAGUCCGGAAGUGCAUUAUCCGAAACCGAUAAAAAGAUUCGAAAUUUGACAAAGAAAUUACGUCAAAUUGCCGAACUUAAAGAGAAACAAAAAAGUGGUGACGCUCUCGAACCAAUGCAGUUGCAAAAAAUUGAAAGCGAACCAUUAUUACGCAAAGAGCUUGAGAUGUUAAAACAUUGA
Molecule: messenger RNA, 1749 nt
Organism: Diversispora eburnea
Lineage: Eukaryota; Fungi; Glomeromycota; Glomeromycetes; Diversisporales; Diversisporaceae
Source: the annotation of a GenBank genome assembly